CACAGUCAUCUGCUGCUCUUGUGUUUGUCUUGAAAUGUGUAUAUCAGCAUGUGGACGUCUCUGACGAAGUUAGAUCUGGCCUCUGUAGGCAUGGCUCUGUCUCUUAGUUUUAUUUUUAUAGUUCUGUUCGAGAUCUUUAGGAUUAACUCCUGCAGAGCUCAAACUCCACCUGGUCCCAGACCGCUGCCUUUUGUUGGAACCAUACCGUAUUUUUUAAAGAACCCAAUGGAGUUCAUAAGAUCAUUAUCUCAGUAUGGAGAGAUGACCACUGUGUAUAUUGGGAGAAAGCCAGCAGUAUUCCUCAAUACAGUGGAGAUCAUGAAAGAAGCCCUGGUCCAAAAUGCUUCAUCUUUUUCAGGAAGGCCACCUGUACCACUGCUAAUCUGGAUCACUGAAGGAUAUGGUAUCUUAAUGGCCAAAUACUCUUGGAAGCAGCAGAGACGGUUUGCUCUGCACACGCUAAGGAACUUUGGACUGGGGAAAAAGUCUGUGGAGGAACGUGUGACAGAGGAAAGCAGUUAUCUGGUUCCUGAAAUGCUCAGAUUGGAAGGCGAGCCGUUCGACCCACAACAUGCAAUACAGAAUGCCGUAUCCAACAUUAUCUGUUCCAUUGUGUUUGGGGAUCGUUUCGACUAUGAUAACAAGAGCUUCACAUACCUUCUGGAAAUCUUGAAGGAGAAUAUCAUUCAGUCAGGAUCCCUUGUUGGACAGGUAUUUAACUUGCUUCCCAUCAUCAAACAUUUCCCAGGGCCACACCAGAAAAUCUAUCAGAAUGCAAAAGAGUUGAAAGAGUUCAUCAGGAAAGCAGUCAGAAUGCACAGAGAAAAUCUGGAUCCAGACAGUCCACGGGACUUUAUUGAUGCCUACCUGCUAGAGAUUGAGAAACAAAAGUCCAACGAGGACUCAACAUUUCAUGAGGAUAACAUGGUUAUGUCAGUAGCUGACUUGUUUCUGGCUGGAACCGACACCACAGCGACCACCAUCAGAUGGGGGCUCAUCUACUUGACUCAAAACCCAGAUGUACAAGAGCGAUGUCAUGAGGAGAUUGUUCGGGUGCUGGGUUACGACCGUUUGCCCAGCAUGGAUGACCGUGACAAACUACCGUACACAUAUGCCACUGUUCACGAGAUUCAACGCUGUGCCAACAUUGUACCCUCUGGUGUGUUUCAUGAAACAACUCAGCCCACAAAACUACGAGGAUACGACAUUCCCAACGGCACCACGGUGUUUACCAACUUAACAGCAAUUUUAACUGAUAAGGAGCACUGGAAGUACCCAGACACCUUUAACCCAGAGAAUUUCUUAGAUGAUAAUGGACAUUUCUUCAAACCAGAGUUUUUCCUCCCUUUCUCCUUUGGUCCGAGGGUCUGUCUCGGUGAGACCCUAGCUAAGACGGAGCUCUUCCUCUUCGUCACCUCUCUCUUACAGCGGAUUCGUUUCUCCUGGCCACCUGAUGCGAAGUGGCCAGACAUGAAUGGGAUUGUCAGUGUGGUCCGCUCUCCUGAGCCAUUCAACAUCAUCUGCCACAGCAGAGGAUCCACAGAGUGACCUUCAGUACACUUUCCAACUUCUACAUGAGUUUCCAAAGUUUCCGUCUGUUUUUAGACAUAGCUCUGCUUCUUGAUGUUAAUAGAUUUAUCCUGAAGGUAUAAUAUUCUAGGUUAAAGUUUUAGUUAUGGUUUUGAAGGAUACUGUACCUAUUUGUUGUAAAGUGUAUCUUCUACCAUAAUAAAAAAGUGCUGUAAUACCACUGUAA
Messenger RNA from Carassius carassius (crucian carp), 1756 nucleotides. Its product is annotated as cytochrome P450 2B19-like. Bases 49 to 1548 code for a protein of 499 amino acids. The record is from RefSeq and is a predicted model, not a curated record. Gene Ontology annotation, cellular component: intracellular membrane-bounded organelle; cytoplasm. The transcript has 9 exons. Gene Ontology annotation, biological process: xenobiotic metabolic process. Gene Ontology annotation, molecular function: iron ion binding; oxidoreductase activity, acting on paired donors, with incorporation or reduction of molecular oxygen, reduced flavin or flavoprotein as one donor, and incorporation of one atom of oxygen; heme binding. Lineage: Eukaryota; Metazoa; Chordata; Actinopteri; Cypriniformes; Cyprinidae.